AAAAAUCUCCCAGGGCUACAGAAAGCACAUAAAAGAGGGCUGCGGUGUUGAUUCCGCCAUUCAGCAAGGCUGGAGCUCCAGCACGGACAUGGCUGCUGAGAGCUCACAGAUGUUCCCCCUGCUGGCUAUCCUUGCUCUGGGCAUCUUGGCCGAUCCCUGUGAAGGGCAAGAGUUGCGAUGUCAGUGUAUUCAGACAUAUUCUGAUUUUAUUUCUCCUGAAUUCAUUAAACAUGUCCAGUUGAUACCUGAAGGUGCUCACUGCGGCAGGAAAGAAAUCAUAGUCACAUUGGAAGAUGGGAAGUUAAUUUGUUUGGAUCCUGAGGCUGAAUGGGUGAUGAUUAUUAUCAAAAAGAUUAUCAACAGUGCUCCUAACUGAUGGUCACACAAGGAACAUCACAUCCUAUGGGUAUCAGAAGCCCUUGCUAUCAUCGUGAGCUUGGACAUCCUCCAGAGUUUUUUUUGAGAGUAGCACCGAUGGGGUGCCUGAGUUGAGCAUCUGACUUCAGUUAAGGUUAUGAUCUCCCUGUCCAUGAGUUUGAGCCCCACCUCAGG
Molecule: messenger RNA, 552 nt
Organism: Suricata suricatta (meerkat)
Lineage: Eukaryota; Metazoa; Chordata; Mammalia; Carnivora; Herpestidae
Product: C-X-C motif chemokine 15-like
Exons: 4
Coding region: 89-376 (95 amino acids)
Biological process (GO): inflammatory response; neutrophil chemotaxis; antimicrobial humoral immune response mediated by antimicrobial peptide
Cellular component (GO): extracellular region
Molecular function (GO): chemokine activity; CXCR chemokine receptor binding
Source: RefSeq, a predicted model, not a curated record